UUGUUGGUCGGAGUCCGCAGUUGCACUAGCAUGGAUCCGCGACGAGCCAUCUCGGUUUCAAAUCUUUGCUUCAAACCGCAUAGCAGCAAUACAAGAGUUGACGGCAGGCAUGGAGUGGAAUUAUGUGCCAACCAAGUUAAAUCCAGCUGACAUUCUCUCUAGGGGCGCAUCUCCCAGUGAGCUCAUCGAAUCUUCAAUUUGGAUUCGCGGUCCUGAAUUUUUAGCUGAAGGUCGAAGCAAAUGGCCAUUGACUUGUAGUGUAGUGAAAGAUCUCCCCGAGCUUCGCAAGAAGGUCCUACUGAUAGUCCCUCAAUGCGCUGACAUGACACUUCGUUACAAAUAUGUCAACUCGUUCGCAAAACUACAGCACGUUUUCGGCUAUAUCUACAAAUUCAUGCAUAGGAUCCGACAUAACGGAUUAACAGUUGAUCAUAUUCAACAGGGAACAAAAUUGCUUUUACGAACAAUUCAAAUGGCUAAUCUUUCGGAUGACUACAAUGCCUUGAAAAGUUGUGAACGGGUAAAGCCAAACAGCUGCAUUUCAUCUCUAUCUCCAUUUAUUGACGACGAAGCAUUAGUACGUGUAGGUGGACGACUCAAAAACUCAGCUUUGGACUUCGAUGGUCAACAUCCCAUUAUAUUGCCUAGAAGGCAUCCGGUAACUCAUGCAAUCAUCAUGCACUUCCAUAGACGCAAUUUACAUGCCGGUCCUCGCGCAUUGCUGGCCAACAUUCGCCUGCAUUACUGGCCAAUCGGAGGUCGGAAAACUGUCUCAAGUACAAGCACCCUGGCGAUCUGGACGUUUUGACACCCGCCCAUUUCAUAGGGACGGCUCCUCUGGCUUUGUUUGAUGAACCGAAUGUCACAUCUCUUAAUUUUAAUCGGUUAGACCAAUGGCAGCGCGUGUCAUAUUAUCAGCAAAUAUUUUGGGCCCGAUGGCGCGAAGAGUACUUAACUCUGCUACAACAACGUUCUAAGUGGCGCCAUCAAAAACCUGGCUUAUCUAUCAAUGACAUCGUCCUGGUAAAGGACGAAAAUUUGCCACCACUUAAGUGGCCACUUGCGAGGGUCGUGAAGUUGUUGAGCGGGACAGACGGAGUAUGCCGCGUUGCAGAACUAAAAACGGCCACUGGAAUCAUCCGGAGAGCUACACGAAAGCUAUGCCCACUUCCUAAGCAAGAUGAGGUUGAAAGCCCUAGGCUUCCAACGGGGGGAGAAUGUUUGGUUCCGCCGCCACUGUCGUCAGCACAACAAGCGAAAGCAGCGCAGUCAAGUUAAACUCUAUGCAAUAAUCUCUUCUAAAUUCAUGCAUAUUUACAUAUUUACAUAUAUACAUUGUAAAUUGCUCUGCGAAGCAAUGAUAAAGAAAAUUCGGUAGUUAGUUGCAGACAUAUGUACAUAUACACACUCAUACAAGUUAAUGACAUUUAUUGCAAUUGCCUUUUGCUAAAGGCUCUCAUUAAUUUCAUCUAUCAUUUUUAAGUUAGUUCGUUGUCAAUCGCUAAUCGUGAAGCACGGGUUAUUCGAACCCGCCUGCUUCUGCAAAUAAAGUACAUAAAAUUGUAUUUGUUUUUGGA
Messenger RNA from Rhagoletis zephyria (snowberry fruit fly), 1577 nucleotides. RefSeq lists its product as uncharacterized. The record is from RefSeq and is a predicted model, not a curated record. NCBI's taxonomy places the organism in Eukaryota, Metazoa, Arthropoda, Insecta, Diptera, Tephritidae.